Molecule: messenger RNA, 210 nt
Organism: Schizosaccharomyces cryophilus OY26
Lineage: Eukaryota; Fungi; Ascomycota; Schizosaccharomycetes; Schizosaccharomycetales; Schizosaccharomycetaceae
Exons: 2
Coding region: 1-210 (69 amino acids)
Source: RefSeq, a predicted model, not a curated record
AUGCGCAGAAGCCCACAAAAAAAGCAACUCAAUAAACUCACGCUACAAAAUAGAAAUCUCUGUCAUAUUCCCAAAGGAAAAUUAGAAGCUUCUGCUGAUACCGGCACUGCUCACCAAUGCGGAUGGGGCAACAAGGUGGAAAUAUUUCCUCUUCUCCCCUUUCUCCUGAGGAAGGCAAAUGUUGGUGUUGAUGAGCAGCAGAAUUGUUAA